Molecule: messenger RNA, 1883 nt
Organism: Triticum dicoccoides
Lineage: Eukaryota; Viridiplantae; Streptophyta; Magnoliopsida; Poales; Poaceae
Product: lipid phosphate phosphatase 2-like
Exons: 8
Coding region: 671-1630 (319 amino acids)
Biological process (GO): phospholipid dephosphorylation; phospholipid metabolic process
Cellular component (GO): membrane
Molecular function (GO): phosphatidate phosphatase activity
Source: RefSeq, a predicted model, not a curated record
CCGGCGAACCACCCGCCCGGAAUCGUCGUCGUCACAGCUCACGAGCAGCGGCAAGUCAGCCCACGACGCGCUCGAUUCCAACAGCCUGAACCAGUCCAUUCUCCAUGGAUGGGCCAGCCGCCGCCCUAGCCCUAGCCUAGCACACCUCCCCCGCGUCACCCGCUCCCAGUUGCCCAUCCACCCAUUCUCAGGCGAGAAAAGCACGCGCACAAGGCGCGAGGAAGCAUCGGCGAGACCAAUCCGAGAAACAGACGCGCAGAAAACGGCGGCGGGCGUUCAACAUCCGAAGCCGCCGCCCCGGACCGAGAAUCCAAGAAACAGAGGCGCCGAGGGCGGAGAAGCGCAAAGAAUCCAAGAAACAGAGGCGCCGAGGCAAGCAAGAAACAGAGGCGCCGAGGCAAGCAAGAAUCAGAGACCGCGCGGCUCGCCGCCGUCAAGCUCGCGGCCGCUGUCCCUGCAGGGAAGGAGGAGGAGGAGGUGGUGCUCUGCUCGUCCUUGACGCCGCCGUUGAUCUCGCCCGGCCGGCUCCGGCAGGAGGAAUCUCUGCUCUUCGUUCGCCCUCCCGUGCGUGAGUACCUGUCGUAGCUGCACCUGUCAUUGAGCCCGCCCGGCAGGGGAUCCGCCCGGCGAAUCCAUCGAAUCCCCCCUCCUACCCGCGCCGGAGACCAAGAUGCCGCCACCGGCGCCGGCCAUCCGGCUCGGGGCCCCGCCGCCGCCCCCGUACCUCAGGACCCACGGGGCCAAGAUGGCGCGCCGGCACAUGUACGAUUGGAUCGUGCUGCUCCUCCUCGCCGCCAUCGAGGUCGCGCUCAACCUCAUCACGCCCUUCCACCGCUUCGUCGCCGAGUUCAUGAUGGAGGACCUCCGCUACCCCAUGAAGCCCAACACCAUCCCCGUCUGGGCCGUCCCGAUAUACGCCGUCAUCCUGCCGAUGCUCAUCUUCGCCGCCAUCUAUGUCAAGAAGAAGAAUGCCUACGACCUGCAUCACGCCAUACUAGGCCUGCUGUUCUCCGUGCUCAUCACCGGCGUCCUCACCGACGCCAUCAAGGACGGCGUCGGCCGGCCUCGCCCCAACUUCUACUAUCGCUGCUUUCCUGACGGAGUGCCGAACUACGAGGCGGUCACUCGACAAGUCAUAUGCCACGGAGACCCAAAAGUCAUCAAAGAAGGGCACAAGAGCUUCCCCAGUGGCCACACUUCAUGGUCCUUUGCCGGGCUGGGCUUCCUGUCGUGGUACCUUGCCGGCAAGAUCAGGGUGUUUGACCGGGGCGGACACAUUGCCAAGCUCUGCGUCGUGAUCCUGCCGCUGCUCUUCGCUGCGAUGGUCGCCGUGUCGCGGGUCGCAGACUACUGGCACCACUGGCAGGACGUGUUUGCUGGUGGGAUCCUUGGGCUGGUUGUUGCUUCGUUCUGCUAUCUGCAGUUCUUCCCGCAUCCGGCUAGCAAACACGGGCUGUGGCCUCAUGCAUUCCGGCAUCACGAUUCUAACCCGGAGACUGAGAACCAAGGAACAACAGAUCCCCAUCAGUCGGUGCUGCCGUCCACGGUACAAUAUGUUGCCUCCAUGGAGAUGAGAACCAAUGGCCGAGCGUUGGAUAACAUGGAGGCUGGCAGCGGCAGAGCCUGGUAACUGAAUACGACCGCCAUGGGGAUGGGGGGCAGGCACGCACCACCAUGAGAGACAUCACCUUGUAGGUAGGUAGGUACUAGUAAAACUCUUGUUUUGUAUAUGUUACUUGUGAAGACAAAUGAAAUUGCGCGAUUUGGUUCGUUGUUGGACCGAAGUAGAUCUAGCCCUUGAGUUUUCAGAAUCAAUACAUUGAUCUAGUCCUAAACAAGUGCAUUUUCUGUUCAUGCAAGUGCAGUAUAUACUUUUGCUAUCA